Molecule: messenger RNA, 1725 nt
Organism: Oppia nitens
Lineage: Eukaryota; Metazoa; Arthropoda; Arachnida; Sarcoptiformes; Oppiidae
Product: ubiquitin-associated protein 1-like
Exons: 4
Coding region: 265-1725 (486 amino acids)
Biological process (GO): ubiquitin-dependent protein catabolic process via the multivesicular body sorting pathway
Cellular component (GO): ESCRT I complex
Molecular function (GO): ubiquitin binding
Source: RefSeq, a predicted model, not a curated record
AUGACUAAUGCAUUUGAAAGACAAAACAAAACACGAUAUGAAUUGCUAUUAAUAUUACGUUAUAUUUAUUGUAUUAUUUGUGUUGACAUUUGUAAUGAAUGUAUCAAUAGUUUAGUCAAAUUGUGACCACUUUUCUAAACAAAUCACUCAUUUAGUUAUUUUAUUAACCAUUUUAACCAUUUUUUUGUUUAUUUAUUUAUUUGUUUUAAUUGACAACAAAUUAAACAAUAAAUUGUUGUAUUGUUUAACAUAUUAGUCGGCGUAAUGACCAACAAAUCACAUGAAAUCAGUGUGUAUAUCGAGGACAUACCGAUGCGUUUGUCUGAACGCUACCGACCACUUGAUGUGAGCGCUUAUACUGAAGAAGAGACGCGUAUUCCCGAAGUUUUUGACCAACACUAUAAAUUCAGUGCAGAAUUAUACGCUUUGGAAGUGUUUGAGUUCAGAGACAAACAACGACAACAAGAAUUAUCUGAAUCAAUGUCCAAAUUGAGUGCUAAUUGUGAUAAUUCGGUAAAAUCUAAUGACAAUAGCUUUAAGCAAAACAAUGAACACAAACAACAACAACAUCAACAUCAGACUCAAUCUCAUCCUCAAGAAGUGCUAAACAAAACAAUUCAUUUAAAUCCGGGAGAAAUACUUAAACCGUUGCCAACUGGCAGUGGAGUCAAUCAAAUGAAUAAUAACAACCAUUAUCUAAGUAAUGGCAGUAUUGACCCAAAUGUUAAUAUAAAACGAAAGAUUGUAAAAGACUUCGAGAGCGACACUUCCAGUCCUUUUGAUUUUGUUGAGCUUCAGAGCAUAGAUUAUAUGCAAGAACUCAAUGAUGUUUUUCAAGCAUUUAAUACCAAAACAAGUCAACACCAAAAACCAACAGUAGAUGAAUGUCAUAAUAAAGAUGUUAAAAGUGAUAAUGUUUUAAACAAUACUAAUAAUAUGUGUUUAAACCAAAACUUGUCAGCUGUUCAUAAUAUGAAUGGUGUUAAUGUGAUGUCCGCAUAUGGACACCAUCAACAAAGUGGUGUUACAUCAAUGGCAACUCCAGUAUCAGUUGCUCAUUCUGGUCAUCUCUACAAUAGUCAGUGGACAACAACGGCUUCAACCUCUUAUAGUCCAAUAGAUAAUAAUAUGAGUGUCACUACAACUAAUAUCAACUAUAACUAUAUUACAGAUAAUAAUAUAUCUAAUCCAAGUGAUCCACAACAAAAUCUAUUAAGAUCGUCCAAAAGUGUAUCUGAUUUACCAACUCUUGUAGAUAGUGAAGAUUCUCUGAAAACAACUGUUCGUCGACAGCGAUCACAUACACCUCCCUGUUCUACACCUAAGAAUAAAACUAGAAAUGUUAAUGAAAAACAAACUCUUAUACUCAAUGAUCCUUACAAUGAAUUGUCACAAUUUUCUAAGGAUUUUGUUAAUUCCAUUAAUUCUAUGGGUUUUGAGAGAAGUCGUGUGGCCAGAGCUGUCAAACAUAUAGAUAAUGACCACAAAAAAGUGAUUGACUUUCUAUUACAAGUGCAGAAACUCGAAGAAUCCGGUUAUGACUGCUGUGAGUCUGAGAUUGCACUUCAUAUGAAUAACUAUCAAAUUCCAGAAGCCAAAAAAUUUUUGGAAUCUUUACGGCAAUUAUCGGAAGUGGGUUUUGAUAAACGAGAAAUCAUUAAAGCAUUAAUUAAGUGUAACAACGAUAGAGACAAAGCUCUCGAUAUUUUACUCAAUACUGAAUAA